AUGACAACUCCUUUAGUCGGCGAAAUGCCUCCAGCGGAAGCCGAGUCGGUUUACUUCAGUGAGUACCCGCCACCAAAAGCUCUACCGAGACAUGAAGCGCUCGCGCGCGCCUUCAUUGAGCUUCACGUGGAGGCAAACCGACGUGUAGUUCUCGUCACAUCUGGCGGCACUACAGUACCACUUGAAGCGCAAACAGUGCGAUUCAUCGACAACUUCUCCGCAGGUACUCGUGGUGCCACAUCAGCCGAGUACUUCCUCGAGCAAGGCUAUGCCGUGAUCUUCUUGCACCGACAGUACAGUCUGCUGCCGUACUCGCGGCACUACAGCCACUCAACCAACUGUUUCCUUGAUUUCAUGGACGAGGCGCCCGCCUCGGCAGACUCUUCCAACCCAGACAAUGGGCCCAUUAUGGUGCGCGAUGAGUAUCAGAAUGAGAUGCGCGAUGUGCUGCGCAAGUACCGCUAUGCGAAGCAGAACAACCGACUUCUCCUGCUGCCGUUUACAACGGUGUCGGAGUACAUGUUCGAGCUGCGAGCUAUGGCGAAGCUGAUGCGCCCACUGGGCGCGAAUGCGCUGUUCUAUCUGGCUGCCGCAGUCAGCGAUUUCUUCAUCCCGCGCAGCCGGAUGUCCGAGCACAAGAUUCAGUCUUCGGAGUUGCCCGCGCACAUGCAGGGCAGUGCUAUUGCACCGGAUGACAUCUACACUGGCGAGAAUGAAGAGCAGCCAUCCUCGCAUCGCAAGAAGCUCAUUGUCAACCUCGACCCUGUACCCAAAUUCCUGCACCAAUUGGUUGACGGCUGGGCGCCGGAGGGAAGUAUGGUUGUCUCGUUUAAGUUGGAGACCGAUCCCUCGUUGUUGGUGUAUAAGGCGCGGACUGCGUUGCAGCGCUAUUCGCAUCACUUGGUGAUUGGUAAUUUGCUUUCAACGCGCAAGUGGGAGGUGGUUUUCAUUACACCGGAUCCGCCACAUGAGCGUUGGCUUCGGGUGCCUAAGUCCAGGCGCAGCAAGAGUAUCUCUGGUGUUGAGGAUCAGGUUGGGUUGGCAGAGGCUAAGAAAGGGGACUCGGUGUCGUCGGAGCAGCCUGAGACAGCGCAGAUUGUGGGUGGGGAUCACGAUGGCAUUGAGAUUGAGAGUCUGAUCAUCCCGGAGUUGGUCAAGUUGCACACGAAGAUGGUUGAGAAGAAGACAAAGUCUACGCAGUGA
Molecule: messenger RNA, 1203 nt
Organism: Penicillium paradoxum
Lineage: Eukaryota; Fungi; Ascomycota; Eurotiomycetes; Eurotiales; Aspergillaceae
Product: phosphopantothenate--cysteine ligase CAB2
Exons: 1
Coding region: 1-1203 (400 amino acids)
Biological process (GO): coenzyme A biosynthetic process
Cellular component (GO): cytoplasm; nucleus
Molecular function (GO): phosphopantothenate--cysteine ligase activity
Source: RefSeq, a predicted model, not a curated record